AUGAGCAGUUGGAUUUACAGGUAUGAAUCUGAGUUCUUCCAAUAUGUAGUCCACGGACGUGGUAUAGUGUCUUGGGCAGCCAGUGACCAUAUCCGUGAUGACGGAAAAUGUGAUGAGCUAAUUGGAUUCGUAUUGGCAAGGGUUGUUCUAGCAAAAGAAAGUGAGAUCAUGGAUCUGCUCAACUCUGAUUCCGCAGAAUCAAAAUGGUCAUUAGUCUACAAUUUGACGCUGGGACUGAUGGAUAGUUACAGAAAUCUUGGAAUACCCUCUUCCCUUAUUCUUGAGGUUAUCAAGUAUGCCUCUAGCAUCCCAACUAGUCGAGCUGUUUAUUUGCAUGUGAUAGCUUACAACUUUCCCGCCAUACACCAAUACAAGAAAAUGUCAUUGGGUUUUUAUCUGAUUGAUGGCCAGCAUUAUCAUUCGUACCUGUUUGUUUACUUUGUAAAAGGGUGUCAGUCUCCUUGCUCACCAGUGCAAGUUUCCAAACAGCUAUAUGGGACUGUGAUGCUGUAUUUGCCAUUGGCUGUUUUUUAUUUGGUAAAAGAAAGAAUGCAUGUUAUUCCUCUUAUUCUUCUUUAG
Messenger RNA from Syzygium oleosum, 579 nucleotides. Its product is annotated as histone acetyltransferase MCC1-like. The transcript has 3 exons. NCBI's taxonomy places the organism in Eukaryota, Viridiplantae, Streptophyta, Magnoliopsida, Myrtales, Myrtaceae. The record is from RefSeq and is a predicted model, not a curated record. Gene Ontology annotation, biological process: N-terminal peptidyl-methionine acetylation. Bases 1 to 579 code for a protein of 192 amino acids. Gene Ontology annotation, molecular function: histone acetyltransferase activity; protein-N-terminal amino-acid acetyltransferase activity. Gene Ontology annotation, cellular component: Golgi membrane.